AUGAAUCAUGAAGAGGCAAUUUUUAGGUGCGCUGACAUGACUUAUGUGGAGCUUUACAUUCCACUUGAACUGUCGAGAGAGAUUGUGUGUGUUUUGGGCAAUCUGGGAAACAUUAUGUUUAGAGAUAUGAACACCGAUCUAAGUACCUUCCAACGCACGUACAUCAAUCAAUUACGGAAAUUUGACGAGAUUGAGAGGCUUAUUAACUACAUGCGAGAAGUGACUGCGAAACAUCCAUUUGCAUCAUGGAAAAAGCGAUCGGGGUCACAGGCUAGUGUUGAGUUCGAUGGAAGCGCGUCUCAGCAUUUUAACCUGGGGCGAUUGGUGAUGUCAAUGCAGACGCACUCGAUGGACUCCAUCAGUAGCGCGACAGCAGAAAUAACGGAAUUCGAAGCGCGGGUGCGGCAGCUUGACGUCUCAUUAGAGAAUUUACAGAAACGUCUCAAUUUGCUGGUCGAAAAUCGGCAUGCGGUUUUUGAGUGCGGCCGGUUUUUGGAAGUAAAUCCCGGAUUGGCUGGGCAGAUUCCAAGCACGUCGCAUCCCGACAGUGAAAGACUUGCCGUUGAUGAUUUCAGGCUUACGGAGGAUGACGUGAGCGAUACUUUGAGCGACACCUUUUCUUUUGACAGCCCGCCGCCACAUACGAACAACUCUUCUCCUGACGAUUCAGGGACAACAAAUUUUGAGGAGAGUUUCAGCCAAAGCACUACGGUCAUUGGUACCAUUAGCAGGACGAAAAUUGACACACUCAACAAGAUUUUGUGGAGAAUACUCCGAGGAAACUUGGUUUUUCAUCAUAUUCCCAUAGAUGAACCUUUGUAUGAAGGCGAUACGCUGAUAGAAAAGGAUUGUUUUAUUGUAUUCACUCACGGUGAGAUGCUAAUCAGACGCGUAAGACGUGUCGUAGAAUCUUUAAAUGGCCGCAUUUUUCCUUUGAAGGCCAGCCAAACUGAUAUUCAAAAGUUGAACGCUCAAAUUACCGAUCUGCAGCAGGUCUGUGAUGCAACAGAACAGACUUUACAGACUGAGCUAUUGAUUGUAUGUGACCAAUUGACCCAUUGGACGGCGUUGGCGAGAAGAGAAAAAUACAUUUAUGCCACACUGAAUUUAUUCCGGCAAGAGUCUCAAGGCUUGGUCGCCGAAGGUUGGGUUCCUUCUAGUGAACUUGUUCGUGUUUCAAAUGCUUUGAAGGAGUACAGUGAACAAAUAGGUGCAGAAAACUCCGCAGUGGUAAGCGUCAUCAACACUAACAAAUCUCCACCGACUUUCCAUAGGACGAAUAAAUUUACGGAGGCGUUUCAAACAAUAGUUGAUGCUUACGGUAUUGCAACAUAUAAAGAAGUUAACCCCGGUUUGGCCACGAUCGUUACUUUCCCUUUCAUGUUUGCAAUUAUGUUUGGCGAUUUGGGUCAUGGAUUUAUUUUGUUUCUGGUUGGUCUUUAUUUAGUCCUCAAUGAGAGGAAAAUUUCCGAGAGGCCUAGAGAUGAAAUUUUCGACAUGGCCUUCACUGGGAGAUACGUUAUUAUUCUGAUGGGUGCCUUUUCCAUUUACACAGGGUUUCUUUACAAUGACAUCUUUUCCCUCUCAAUGACAAUUUUUAAAUCUGGUUGGAAAUGGCCCUCUGAUUUCAGGGAAGGAGAUUCGAUCGAAGCCAGCCAAACCAGUGUUUAUCCGUUUGGAUUGGAUCCAGCUUGGCAUGGUACGGAUAACGGCUUAAUCUUCAGCAAUUCCUAUAAAAUGAAGCUUUCUGUUCUCAUGGGCUUCGCGCAUAUGACAUAUUCCCUUAUGUUCUCAUUGGUGAAUUAUAGAAGACGCCACUCAAGAGUCGAUAUAAUUGGUAACUUCAUACCCGGAUUUGUUUUCAUGCAAUCCAUCUUCGGCUACCUGUCGUGGGCCAUCAUUUUUAAAUGGUCUAAAGAUUGGAUCAAAGAUGAGAAACCGGCUCCUGGCUUGUUAAACAUGCUGAUAAAUAUGUUUCUCUCGCCAGGUAUAGUAGAUGAGCAACUCUACCGGGGUCAAGCUUUCCUACAGGUUGUUUUGCUUUUGGCAGCUCUUGUGUGUGUUCCUUGGCUUCUUCUGUACAAGCCUUUGAAGUUAAGAGCUGACAACAAGCAAGCAGUUUCCCAAGGAUACCAAAGCAUUCAUGACCAGAACAUUUCUGAGAGCCUUCUAGAAACUCAAGCAAAUGCGGGAGACGAAAUGGUUAUUACGGACUUUGAUGAAGGGGAGCAUGGGACAUUUGAUUUCGGAGACGUCAUGAUUCAUCAAGUGAUUCACACUAUAGAGUUUUGCUUGAACAGUAUAUCACAUACAGCCUCCUACUUGAGAUUAUGGGCUCUCUCAUUGGCGCAUGCCCAACUUUCGAGCGUUUUAUGGACAAUGACCAUUGCGAAUGCAUUCAGUUCGGAUAAUUCGGGCUCACCUCUGGCGGUCAUAAAAGUUGUAUUUUUAUUUGGCAUGUGGUUUGUUUUAACAGUGUGCAUUUUGGUGUUGAUGGAGGGCACUUCGGCAAUGCUACAUGCUUUGCGACUGCACUGGGUCGAAGCCAUGUCCAAAUUUUUCGAGGGAGAGGGAUAUGCUUACGAGCCGUUCUCGUUCGAUAAAAUAGAUGAUAAUAUUUAG
Molecule: messenger RNA, 2622 nt
Organism: Lachancea mirantina
Lineage: Eukaryota; Fungi; Ascomycota; Saccharomycetes; Saccharomycetales; Saccharomycetaceae
Source: the annotation of a GenBank genome assembly